Messenger RNA from Quercus lobata, 2173 nucleotides. RefSeq names its product senescence-associated carboxylesterase 101-like. The record is from RefSeq and is a predicted model, not a curated record. Bases 281 to 2035 code for a protein of 584 amino acids. Gene Ontology annotation, biological process: lipid metabolic process; defense response. Lineage: Eukaryota; Viridiplantae; Streptophyta; Magnoliopsida; Fagales; Fagaceae. The transcript has 4 exons. Gene Ontology annotation, molecular function: carboxylic ester hydrolase activity.
CUUUCUAUUGCCUAGUCAGAUCCAACAAAGCCCCAGUGAGUGACGAAGUUAAUUAAGUGAAAACUAAAUGCAUUUCUUCUUUUCCUUUUUUAGAAUUGUUUGGUUUUGUUCUCUCUCACAAUUUGUUUCUUGACCAUGAAAUUCACUUCUUUCUUUCUAUUAUACCUAAGCAGAUCCAACAAAGCCCCAGAGAGUGACCAAAUUAAUUUAUCUGAUUUAGCAUUGGGUUAUAAGUUACAACAAUAUCUACAGCCUUAGUUUCAAAAUUUUGAGACUAGUUAUGGAUCCUUCACAGACAUUUAGCAGUAGCCCAGAAUUGGCAAAUUUCGUAGUCAGCUCUGGUGUCCUGAACCAAUCCUUGGCAACAGUUCAGGACCUCCAUGGAGAAAUGAUCAAUCAAAAUGAACACCCAGUAAGACACAAAGUUUCUCAGCAACCAAACUGUACCUUCAUAGCUUUUUCUACUUUGCCUGCUUGUGGCAAAGACUAUAUUCAGGAAAGAGGAGAUUUGGUUUCAUCAUCAACUCUAAAGGAGUCUUUUCCUCUCUUCAAUUUUCUGAGCAACAAAAACAACCCAGAUUUCUCCAUUAACAAAGCUGCACUUGAGCUUUUUGCCUCCAUCAGUGACAGGCUCCCCACCUUGAAAUCUCAGAUUGACAAUUCCAAAGUAUUAAUUAUCACUGGAAACUCAUUUGGAGGAUCUGUUGCCACUCUCUUUACCUUAUGGCUGCUAGAAACAAUCGAUUUUUCAAUCACAAAACGCCCACUUUGCAUCACUUUUGGUUCACCCCUUAUUGGCGAUAAUGGCCUGCAAAAUGCCAUAUUUAAAUACCCAACAUGGAACUCUUGUUUUCUGCAUGUAGUUUCUGAUCAAGAUCCAGUCCCAAGAGUCCUAAUUUCACCCCACAAUCCUCCUGCGACUGAAUUGGCUUCACAAACAAAUGUCUACAAGCCUUUUGGGACUUUUCUCUUGUGUUCAGAAUCUGGAUGUGGUUGUUUUGAGGACUCUCAAACCAUUUUGGAGUUGUUGACGGCUACCUACUCAGACGGUCCUGGAAAUGAAAAUCCUAAUCAAGUUUUGGAGCUCUACAGAAAGAUUGUGGAAUAUCUCAAUUGUAAGGUAAUUUGUGGGGAUACCACAGGGUUGCUUCAAUGGACUACACUUCCACUACGUGCAGGCAUUAUUAUACAGUUAGUAGCAACUAGACUAAUGCGACCACAGUUACAAGGGCAGAACAAUGGGCUCGACAAUCUGAUUACAAAGAUAGAGAAACAGGAAACGAAAUUGGCAGAGUCCAGGAGGCAGGGUUUUGAUCCUUCCAAGAAGUUGAAUAAAAUGAAAAUAAAUAUGGCCUACCUUGAAUGGUACAAGAAGUGUUUUAAGGAAAAGGGAAUUGGAUAUUAUGAUAGCUUCAAGAGUGGAAGCUCCCAAAGUGAUAUUAAGGUGGUAGAGUUUAAGACAAUCCUCACUCAUUAUUGGGUAGACAUGGUCGAUGAAGCAGAGAAAAAGCCUCAGAAAGAAGGUGCAUCCUUUCGUACUCGAUGGCUCGGUGCAGGAACAAAUUUUCGACGUAUGAUUGAACCACUGGACAUAGCUGAAUACUACAAGGGUGGUGGACAAGACUACAUAAAGUCAGGAAGGCCUGUGCAUUACAAAAAAUUGGAGCAAUGGUUGAAAGAAAAACCUGCAAGUGUUCCAAAUAAAUUGAAGAAACAAAACGUGGCCUCAAGUCUAACAGAGGAUUCUUGCUUUUGGGCACAUGUUGAGGAGGCUCACAUUUCAUGCAAAUUGCUGAGUAGCGGAGAAUCAAGUGAUAUGGAGAAAGAAUUGAAAAAACUGCUUGAGUUUGAAAACUAUGUGUAUGGUUUGAUGAAAUAUUAUGCAGUAUCACCUGAGAUUUUCUUGCCACAAAGCAGCUUCAUGCAAUGGUGGAAAGAGUAUAAAGAGAUAAUGGGAACUUCUUAUAGUUCAAAUCUCAGUAACCUAAUGAAGGAUCACGACAAGUAUGCUAUUGGCUCCCUAGAGAUUCCUUGAAAUUUUAUAUGAUAUAGAUCGCAUAUUUCAAUAUUUAUGUAUGCACUUUCCUUCAAACAUGUGUGGUAUUUUGAAUUCAUUCCUCAAUAAAUUGUAAAUUAAGGACAGCAUCUUUUUAAUUUCUUUUUUGUUUUUAUU